UUGAGUACUUGAUCCUGGCCACCAUCAUCGCCAACUGCAUCGUACUGGCCCUGGAGCAGCACCUACCAGCCAGCGACAAGACACCUAUGUCAGAACGCCUGGAUGACACAGAGCCCUACUUUAUUGGAAUAUUCUGUUUCGAGGGCGGCAUUAAGAUCAUCGCCUUGGGCUUUGCAUUCCACAAAGGCUCGUACCUCCGCAACGGCUGGAACGUAAUGGACUUUGUGGUCGUCCUCACUGGGAUCCUGGCCACGGUGGGCUCAGACUUUGACCUGAGGACUCUGCGGGCGGUGAGAGUACUCAGACCUCUCAAACUGGUGUCUGGCAUCCCCAGUCUUCAGGUGGUUUUGAAGUCUAUCAUGAAGGCCAUGGUGCCUCUGCUCCAGAUAGGCCUGCUGCUAUUCUUCGCCAUACUCAUGUUUGCCAUCAUCGGGGUGGAGUUUUACAUGGGCAAGUUCCACACCACCUGCUUCAAUCUCGACACUGGUGAGCGUGCAGCAGCGUUCCCCUGUGGUACAGAGGCCCCAGCCAGGAUGUGUCCUAACGGUACAGAGUGUACAGAGUACUGGAUCGGCCCCAACUAUGGCAUCACCAACUUUGACAACAUCCUGUUUGCCGUGCUCACCGUCUUCCAGUGCAUCACCAUGGAGGGAUGGGUGGACAUCCUCUACAAUGCCAAUGAUGCCUCGGGGAACACCUGGAACUGGCUCUACUUCAUCCCCCUCAUCAUCAUCGGAUCCUUCUUCAUGCUCAACCUGGUCUUGGGUGUCUUAUCAGGGUUUAAUUUCGAAGAGGAGACGCCGACGACCAACUUCGAUACCUUCCCGGCGGCCAUUCUCACCGUCUUCCAGAUUCUGACUGGCGAGGAUUGGAAUGCAGUGAUGUAUCAUGGCAUUGAGUCCCAGGGGGGCGUGCGGCGGGGAAUGUUCUCCUCAGUCUAUUUCAUCGUCCUCACACUCUUUGGAAACUACACGCUCCUGAACGUCUUCUUGGCUAUCGCCGUCGACAACCUCGCCAAUGCACAGGAGCUCACCAAGGAUGAGGAGAAGCAGGAGGAAGAAGCCAAUAAGAAGCUGGCCCUGCAGAAGGCCAUGGAGGUGAAGGAGGUCAGCCCCAUGUCAGCAGCCAACAUCUCCAUCGCUGCUUUUGUAAAGCAAAAUCGAGACGUACUCUCUCGCAGCUCGUCUGUCUCCAGCGUACAUUCACCUAAGGAACAGCAGAGAGCCAAUAAGAUGAUGUCGGUGUGGGAGCAGCGUACCAACCAGCUGCGUCAAAACAACUUGAGGGCCAGCUCAGAGGCUCUGUUCAACGAGCUGGACCCAGAGGAACGCCUGCGUGUCUCCUCCGCCCUCCACCUGCGCCCCGAAAUGAAGACCCACAACGACCGCCCCCUAGUUGUGGAGCCAGGCAAUGGGGACAAACCCCGACCCCCCAAGGAGGACAGAGACGGAGCAGACCACCAGCAAGAGGGAGGAGACACCCACGGCCCACAACUCCGCAAGCACCACCGCCACCGGGAGAGGAAUGGGGAGAACGGGGAGAGCAGGCAUCACACCCACCACAGCCGCAGUAGGGACCACUACCACCCAGGCGGGCCCCGGCCCAAAGAAGGCAAGGGGGAGAGGAGCCAUAGUCGAGAGGGGGGCCAGGGCCACAGGCACCAUCACCAGGCUGGAUCCCCGGAGGAGGGGACAGCCCCGAGAGGGGAACGGGGCCCUGGCUAA
Molecule: messenger RNA, 1724 nt
Organism: Coregonus clupeaformis (lake whitefish)
Lineage: Eukaryota; Metazoa; Chordata; Actinopteri; Salmoniformes; Salmonidae
Product: voltage-dependent N-type calcium channel subunit alpha-1B-like
Exons: 13
Coding region: 87-1724 (545 amino acids)
Biological process (GO): chemical synaptic transmission; calcium ion import across plasma membrane
Cellular component (GO): neuronal cell body; membrane; voltage-gated calcium channel complex
Molecular function (GO): high voltage-gated calcium channel activity
Source: RefSeq, a predicted model, not a curated record